AGUAACGUGUGAGAUUCUGACACUCGACCAUCAGACUGUUUUCAUCCACCUCUGCGAUGUUCAAUUCAUGACUGUGACUGCGUCCCCCGGAGAGAGGCAGGGCCUGAAGAGAAGGGGAGUGUGUGUUGAGCAGUGUGAGUGGACCUGUUGUGUGUGAGGAUGGUCAACAUGACGCAGUGGUGGGCUUUACUCGCCGUCGUUUACCUGUCCAUCUACCUGGCAGCCACUCAGCAUCACAGGAAAGCGCUGUAUCCAUCUGCGUAUAGAAUAAAGCGUGGGACGUAUUUGCUGAUCAACCCCACGUUCCAGCGCUCGGUGGAGGACGUCAAGCUGCUUUUUGAGAUCCUGCUGGCUGGGAUGCAGAUAGAAGGUGAACAACACUCCAUGCUGAUCCCAGAUGAGGAGCUGGCCUCCCUGAGGAGCGUGGAGAAGCUGGAGGUCAUCUGCGAGGACGUCCUGCCCAAGAGUCUCUCCGACAUCCGCCGUCUGACGGCGGGGCUCGCCCAGCGCCAGCAGCCUCUGAGCUGGCAGGACUUCGAGAGGACGGUGCUGACGCUGGUGUACACCGCUCAGACGCUGGCUCGACUCAGCAGCCAGCAGCAGAGAGAGUUCUCAGCACGUCAGCGUUCAUCCGAUGCCGGAGCUACUGGCGCUGACUCAGGAGGACUGAUUGAUGAGGAGGUGAGGACUUGUGGUGCAGGAAUUUCCUUCCAAGACAGAGGAGGAUAAGCCUUCGCUCCGUGCGCCGCUCUAACGAUGAUGAUGAUGAGUUUUGGGAUGUUUCUGGCCACUACUUGACAGAGCGUAAAGAGGCCGAGAUAUUGAAGAAAACUGUGCAACUCAGGAUUUUAUUCCUGGUAUUGAGUGUGACAGCACUGACUUUCAUUAUAGUAUUCCCCACGCUUAAAAGCUCUGGGUUCCAUGUAUUACAUUCUCAAAUUGUGAUGCCUCCUUAGUUUUGGAUGGUAUUGUUAUUUACUUGUAGUGUGAAACUCAAGAAAUGUCCUUGCAAUCCUUGCAUGAAAAUACAUUUCCACAUAGUUACAAACUUGCUUCAAGUCAUUUCAUUUUUCUUUAUGCUUAUAGUCAAUUUGCAAAAUAUUAGUGUCAUUUUGUUAAGUUUUUUUUUUUUUUAAAUGACUCACUAAUUAAAUUGCGCUGCUUCUCCUUUAUCUCCAUCUCCUGCUCUGUGAUCGUGGUGCAAGAUUUAAUAUGAAAAAAUGACGCUUGAACCUGGGCUGUUGACUUAUCAGUGUCCUUCAUGAAAGAUGAGUCUCUAAUAUUUUAUCCAUUUAGUGCAUUGUCCCUAAAUGUCAUGUAAUAACCCCUCAGCAGCAUAAAGCACGUUGAGAGAGCAGCACCAAGUGGCUGCAGACAGAACUGCUGUGUCAGGGUUCUCCAUCUGGAAGUUCACGUCCUUAAAACCUGUGCAACCUCAUCACCUAAUAUCAUCUUUUUACAGUAAUUAAUUAACUGUAACAACUGCAUCAUCUCCAGAUUAGGAAAUAAUAUCAUGUGGUGCAAUUUAACCUGUCCUAACAAAUAGAUGAAGAGGUCAAUUAAGUGACAAUUGAUACUGACUUUCAAUGAAAAUGAUCAGUUUAUCCCACAAGGCAAACUGAUCAUGAAAAAUGCAUGCAUGUAUUAAAUGUAUUUUCAUUAAUAUCAAACAGUAGAGGUAUUUCAUAAUAAGUCAUUUGCCAGUGUAAAUACAGGAAGCCAAUAAUAUAUAUAAAUUGUGGCAGCUGUUGUUAUACAUCCAGCCAUAUGGGCUUUUAGAAA
Messenger RNA from Seriola aureovittata, 1782 nucleotides. RefSeq names its product protein FAM180A. Bases 160 to 729 code for a protein of 189 amino acids. The record is from RefSeq and is a predicted model, not a curated record. Lineage: Eukaryota; Metazoa; Chordata; Actinopteri; Carangiformes; Carangidae. The transcript is spliced from 4 exons.